This is a messenger RNA of Cornus florida, 2096 nucleotides long. RefSeq names its product biotin carboxyl carrier protein of acetyl-CoA carboxylase 1, chloroplastic. Gene Ontology annotation, cellular component: acetyl-CoA carboxylase complex. Gene Ontology annotation, molecular function: acetyl-CoA carboxylase activity. The record is from RefSeq and is a predicted model, not a curated record. Lineage: Eukaryota; Viridiplantae; Streptophyta; Magnoliopsida; Cornales; Cornaceae. Bases 224 to 1120 code for a protein of 298 amino acids. Gene Ontology annotation, biological process: fatty acid biosynthetic process. The transcript is spliced from 7 exons.
CCACUUUGGUUUCAUCGACCUGAAAGGCGUUUCUCUCUCUUGGACCCUCCCAUCAUCAUCAUCCAUAACUCUCACACCAGUCACCUCUCCGACGGAUUCUCCAAAACUCUCACUUUCUCUCUCUAAAAACUCUCUAUGUUAAACAUAGAAACUCAAACACUCACGCACCCACACACACAGAAAUUCCACUUCCCCCUCUCUCUCUCUCUCUAAAAUCUGAGCAAUGGCGUCGUCUCUUGCAACAACAGCUUCAGCCUCAGCUGCUUCGGUUACCAGAACUGCCCCUAAUUCAAGUUCUUAUUUACGUAUUCUGUCUCAUUCUCACUCUAGGGUCUCAUUUCGUCUCUCUCACAAACCCAAGCUCCAAAUCUUCACCAAGGUAUGUAUUCAUGGUUUACAGUCCAGUAGGAACCGUUCCACUGUGGUGAAAGCCCAGUUGAACAAGGUUGCUGUGGAUGGAUCCUCAAAUGAUGCAGCUACUCCAACUAAAUCAGAUAUUCCAGCAUCGGAAACCAAGGAUGCUAAGCCAUCAAGUGAGUCUUCUCCUGCAGCUUUGGCAUCAGAGGAAUCUAUGUCUGAGUUUAUUGCUCAAGUUGCAGAUCUCGUCAAGCUAGUUGAUUCUCGGGAUAUUGUGGAGUUGCAAUUAAAACAGCUUGGCUGUGAACUCUUAAUCCGUAAAACAGAGGCUUUGCCUCAACCAACACCUUCUGCUCCAGCUUUUAUCAUGCAUUCACCACCUCCACCUGCUGUAACGCCACCGUCUUUCCAAGCAGCCCCACCUGCGGCUUUGCCAGCACCUUCUUCUGCCCCUGCCCCUGCCCCUGCCCCAGCCCCAGCCCCAGCCCCAGCCCCAGCUCCUUCUGCACCUGGUGCUAAGUCAUCCCUUCCAGCUCUUAAAUGCCCCAUGGCAGGUACAUUCUACCGAUGUCCCGGACCUGGCGAGCCUCCACUUGUAAAGGUUGGAGAUAAAGUACAGAAAGGACAGGUCCUGUGUAUCAUUGAGGCCAUGAAGUUGAUGAAUGAAAUAGAAGCUGAUCAAUCGGGAACUAUACUUGAGAUCCUUGUAGAAGAUGGCAAGCCUGUCAGCGUUGACAUCCCUCUGUUUGUGAUUCAACCCUAGAGACUACUGUGGGUAAACAAGUAAACUGUACUAGUGUAGUUUAGGAGGAGGGUGUUUCUCUUGGUAAUGGUUUGAGAUGCGGCGCUGUUUUGUUGGUUUGAUUUCAACUUUUAUGUGUUUACAGCCUCUGUUUGUGAUUCAACCCUAGAGACUACUGUGGGUAAACAAGUAAACUGUACUAGUGUAGUUUAGGAGGAGGGUGUUUCUUUUGGUAAUGGUUUGAGAUGCGGCGCUGUUUUGUUGGUUUGAGAUGCGGCGCUGUUUUGUUGCAAUUAAGAUGCUUUUCUUGAAAUGAGAUGAUAGUUGGAGACUUAAAUGAAGGAACCUGUGACAAGUCUUUUACUUUAUUUGAAGAUCUUAUUAAGUUGAGAAUAUUUCUUCUUCUUUUUUUAAAAUACUUAUACUAGUCCAAUAUAUAUAUAUAUAUAUAUAUAUAUAUAUAUAUAUAUAUAUUUUCUAGUUGGUACUCACACACACGUCUCUUCUGAGACUUGAACCCUUAACCUCCCUUUGGGAAGUAAGAGGCCAAUACCGCUAGGCCACUGGCCCGUUGGUAACUAGUCCAAUAAUUUUAUUACCAAGUGUAUCAUCUUUGAGGUAUCAAAUACUUAUUGCAAGUCCCGAUAAUAGGCGAUAAGGUUUGUAAGCAAUUAAAUCUGAAAAUGAAAGUCAUUCAGUUUAUUCUCCAUAACAUUUGAAGGCAGUACCUAUGCCUUAGAAUGGAGCCAGCACUACAUAUGGAAUUGAGAAAUUUGAACGGUGUUGAGAGACCUGAAGAUCAAGGUUUUAAAGUUGGAGCCAACCCCACAUAUGCCUGGUGUAAACUUCAAACGCGUCAAAGCCAUUUCACGACCAAGGUUUGUGGCUGUUGUUGAAACAUUUUUUUUUCAUUUUUUUAAACUCGAAAUUUUGUUUCAUAUUCUGUAUUUUCAAUACAACAUAUACUAGUAUGCUUUUUUAUGCAUGUUUCCAUUUA